GCAUCACCUAAAACACUAUCGGCAGCAGUAUUGUCGGCAGCAAUAAUUCUCUAGGCAAAUUUCAUCAGAUCCAGUACAGUAUGAGGAAAGCUCUUGUAUUCGUAGGCGUGUUUCUAGCCUUAGCGGGCGUAACUAAUGCUGCGGCUUUGGAUUCAAGAUCAUGUGGUAACGAUGUGGAGACAACAACACCCCCCCCGUGCACCAAAACGCCUCAGCCAACAACAACGUGUGCUCCAAUAAAAACUCCUGCACCAACAACAACCCCUUCACCAACAACAACUCCUGGUCCUACAACAACCCCCGCUCCAACGACAACUUCUGCACCAACAACGACCACGUGCAAAACAACCACUCCUGUUCCAACAACAACUCCUGCACCAACAACAACCCCUGCACCAACAACAACCCCUGCUCCUACUACAACUCCUGCUCCAACAACAACUCCUGCACCAACAACAACCACGUGCAAAAUAACAACUCCAGUUCCAACAACAACUCCCGCUCCAACGACUACUCCUGCACCGACAACAACCCCUGCCCCAACGACAACUCCUGCGCCAACGACGACGCCUGCACCAACAAAAUCUCCCGCUCCAACGACCACUCCAGCUCCAACGACAACCGUGUGCAAAACAGUGACUUCUGUUCCAACAACAACUCCCGCACCAACAACAACUCCCGCUCCAACGACAACUCCUGCACCAACGACAACUCCUGCGCCAACAACACCCACGUGCAAAACAACAACUCCUGUUCCAACAACAACUCCUGCUCCAACAACAACUCCUGCUCCAACGACAACUCCUGCUCCAACGACAACUCCUGCUCCAACGACAACUCCUGCACCAACAACAACUCUCGCUCCAACAACAACUCCCGCUCCAACGACAACUCCUGCACCAACAACAGCCUCGUGCAAAACAACAACUCCUGUUCCAACAACAACUCCCGCUCCAACGACAACUCCUGCACCAACAACAACCCCUGCUCCUACUACAACUCCUGCGCCAAAAACAACCACGUGCAAAACAACAACUCCAGUUCCAACAACAACUCCCGCUCCAACGACAACUCCUGCUCCAACGACAACCCCGGUACCAACAACAACCCCUGCAGCAACAACAACCCCUGCUCCUACUACAACUCCUGUUCCAACGACAACCCCUGCACCAACCACAACUCCUGCGCCAACAACAACCACGUGCAAAACAACAACUCCUGUUCCAACAACAACUCCCGCUCCAACGACAACUCCUGCACCAACAACAACCCCUGCUCCUACUACAACUCCUGCGCCAAAAACAACCACGUGCAAAACAACAACCCCUGCCCCAACAACAACUCCAGUUCCAACAACAACUCCCGCUCCAACGACCACUCCAGCUCCAACCACAACCGUGUGCAAAACAGUGACUCCUGUUCCAACAACAACUCCCGCUCCAACGACAACUCCUGCACCAACAACAACCCCUGCUCCUACUACAACUCCUGCGCCAACAACAACUCCCGCUCCAACAACAGCCUCGUGCAAAACAACAACUCCAGUUCCAACAACAACUCCCGCUCCAACGACAACUCCUGCACCAACAACAACCCCUGCUCCUACUACAACUCCUGCGCCAAAAACAACCACGUGCAAAACAACAACUCCAGUUCCAACAACAACUCCCGCACCAACAACAACCCCGGUACCAACAACAACCCCUGCAGCAACAACAACCCCUGCUCCUACUACAACUCCUGCGCCAAAAACAACCACGUGCAAAACAACAACCCCUGCCCCAACAACAACUCCAGUUCCAACAACAACUCCCGCUCCAACGACCACUCCAGCUCCAACCACAACCGUGUGCAAAACAGUGACUCCUGUUCCAACAACAACUCCCGCUCCAACGACAACUCCUGCACCAACAACAACCCCUGCUCCUACUACAACUCCUGCGCCAACAACAACUCCCGCUCCAACAACAGCCUCGUGCAAAACAACAACUCCUGUUCCAACAACAACUCCCGCUCCAACGACAACUCCUGCACCAACAACAGCCUCGUGCAAAACAACAACUCCUGUUCCAACAACAACUCCCGCUCCAACGACAACUCCUGCAGCAACAACAACCCCUGCUCCUACUACAACUCCUGCGCCAAAAACAACCACGUGCAAAACAACAACCCCUGCCCCAACAACAACUCCAGUUCCAACAACAACUCCCGCUCCAACGACCACUCCAGCUCCAACCACAACCGUGUGCAAAACAGUGACUCCUGUUCCAACAACAACUCCCGCUCCAACAACAACUCCCGUUCCAACAACAACUCCUUCUCCAACGACAACUCCCGUUCCAACGACCACUGCUGUUCUAAUAACAACUCCUGCACCAACAACUCCUGUUGCAUCUACAUUAAAACCAUGCGAAACUACGCCACCACCGUGCACCACGGCUCCUCCUCCGUGCACCACAACUCCACCCCCAUGCUCUGGAUCCGUCUCCGGCAAGGCUAAGCCAUCUAUGGACACCAAUAUCGAUCGACAGAUUCAGUAUAGUUGUUCAGAUAAAAGGAAUGGCUUUUUGAUACCAUCUUUAAGCAAUUGCAACGAUUUUUACAUUUGCCGUGAAGGAGAGGCUGUAAAGGUUACCUGUGGUAACUUACAUUUUAAUGCCAUUAGGGGACUCUGCGAUCUUCCUGAGUAUGCUGGUUGUAUGAAAUCCUAAACCUAGAAAACGAAACCAAGAAAAGAAAUGGAAUGCAUGCAACCCAUGUUAUUCGUAAUUUAUAAUAAAUGAUUUAUUAACAAACCUACGUGACAUUUAUUUUAAAAAGGGCAUUGUAUAAUUAAUGGCAAUAGUAAAUAUAUGUUUAUCUAUUU
This is a messenger RNA of Anastrepha ludens (Mexican fruit fly), 2866 nucleotides long. Its product is annotated as mucin-2-like. The coding region runs from base 81 to 2711 and encodes 876 amino acids. The transcript is spliced from 2 exons. Gene Ontology annotation, cellular component: extracellular region. Gene Ontology annotation, molecular function: chitin binding. NCBI's taxonomy places the organism in Eukaryota, Metazoa, Arthropoda, Insecta, Diptera, Tephritidae. The record is from RefSeq and is a predicted model, not a curated record.